Molecule: messenger RNA, 1630 nt
Organism: Porites lobata
Lineage: Eukaryota; Metazoa; Cnidaria; Anthozoa; Scleractinia; Poritidae
Source: the annotation of a GenBank genome assembly
AUGGCUGCAUCGAUACCUGCUAGUAGAAAGCUGUUAUGGCUGCGGAUCUGGGUCACUAACAGCGACCCCAAGGUAAUUGGCCGUUGGUAUUUGGAGUAUUUAUAUGAGGCUAGAAUUAUGCCUUCAAUGAUAAGGCUGGACAGAGGAACAGAGACCGGCACAAUGGCAACGAUACAUGCCUUCUUGCGAAGAAACCAUGAUGAUAUGGAUGACCCAUGUGAAUCGAUCAUUUACGGGCCAUCGACAUCAAAUCAAGUAAGCACUUAUUUGUUUGUGUACUUAUUUUAUGUAUCGGUUAAAAAGAAGUGUGAAUGCAACUGGAGUUGUCAUAUUAGGUUGCUUUUUCUAUGUUUUUCUUUGCAUUAUAGUGCAUAAUGGACCAUUUUUGAUAAUUUUUUUAAAGAUCGAGAGAUGGUGGAGGGAACUCCACGAGAGAAUGGAAAAAUAUUUCAAGGAGCAACUCAACUGGUUAAAGGACCGAGGUCAUUAUAAUCCACAUAGUGAGAGAGACAGGUACAUAUAAUAAUUAUAGAAUAGACCUGAUAAAGACAUGGGGUUAGAGUGAACACAAUUUCUGCUUGUUUUAUUUGUCUAUUUUUUAAAAGCAAGGAAAAGGUUGACUUGAUCCUGGGAAGGUAGCCUGAGAGCAAGCUCAACCGGCCCUCUAGCAGCGGGGCUGGAAAAGGAAGAAGAGCUUGCAACUACGUCUCUGGAAUUUGAAUUCCACCUCCAAUUCGUCUGUGGCUCCCUGUCGACUUAGCUGUCGUAUUUCCGCCAAUCAGCACUAUGUGGAAAUGAGUGCAAAUGUAAACAAAUACUAAGAAACACGUGCCAAGGGUAAUGACGUCUUUCAUAAUGUCAUUUCCACCAAUCAGCAUUUCGCAUCAACUUUUUCAAUGCAGAUAUUCAAAUUCCAGCGAUGUAGUUUUAAGCUCUCCUUCCUUUUCCCAGAGAGCUUGCUCGCAGGCUAUGUGGAGGUGUGGGGGAAAAUCCCAUUAUGAAGGGGCAGGGAUGCAUUGUUAUGUUGUUUGGGGUUGCAGAUUGCAUGUUUUGGUGACACUUAAAGCUGUCUAGAGUAUUCAUGAUGGAAUGCCUAUUUCACCUGGUCGGAUGUUACUUUAUGGUGUGUAAUAAAGAAACCAGGGGACUAAAAAAGGAAAGAAAAAGCCGAUUUUAUGACAAUGCCUUUAUCACACAUUAUUAAAAGUGAUUACUAUUAAUAUAUAGCUCUUAUUUGGUACUGUGCUUUAUUUUUAAUGUAUUUAAGGGAUCAAGUAAAGCUUGAGUCUAGCACUCAUGGGAGUCCCCCUCCCCAAGGGAAAUCUACUCAUGGUCUAAAAUUAAAGUCACAAACUUUUUAGGCAAAUUCCAAAUGUGUCAAGGAUAAUUAUUGACAAUAAAUAUUUGUCAAAAUAAACGUAUCUAUACAGUGUAAAACCUUUGAUGAAAUAAAUCUGUGUUAAUUUCUCCUGUCAGGAUGCUCUUGGCUUUUCUUCUCAUACCAGUAGUGCAGAAAGAACUAGAUCUGUUUAGGACAGUUGUAUGGAACAGUCACAAAAUAAGAACACAGAAAGAUACAGCUUUGCCAGAUGGAAUCCCUGAUCACAUUUAUAACUUUCCUGAAACAUAA